GUUUUUGAACUUUGAAGAAGAAUGUGCAAACUUUCUCAGCAGGCAGGUGUGGCAGCUCUGCUGGUGCGGAGUUAGGAAUAAACUCUAACAUCUAACUGUAACAUCGAAAGUUGUUACAUUAUAUUCCAGCCGCGCCUUCACAGGAACAUUUAGUCCAGGUAUGUGUUUUGUUUAUAUUGUUUUGACGAUUGGUAACGUUAGAAAAGUCAGCGCUGAACUGCUAAUGCUAAUGAUCACAGUCUAGUAGCUUUGAGUGAAGUUAACCCUGGAGUUAGAUUGAUGUACCUGGAUGCAUGUUAGGUAGGCUACACGUUUUUUUUUUGUUUUAACAGGCCCUGUUGACGCCUGAAUAUGGGUAUCAAAAUACAAAAUGCGUAGCCGUUUUGUCAUUAAACGUGCCUGUUCGUUUUAUUUUGCUCGUAGAAGGUUAGAGAUAGCAUAACAGACACUGGAGUCUUGAGUGUCGGAAUGUACUCCUUAUUCAGUACCGUUUCAGAACAGGGUUAAAAUGAACGAUAUCACCAGGUUCAAGAAGCUUUAACUAGCGUAAGACAGUUAUGAACCUCCCUCUCUAUCUUUCAUAUUCACUCUGACCCAGCUGCAGUGAGGCACGAUGGAUCCGUCUGCAGUGAACCUGUUCAACCUGUUCCAGAGUCUCAGAGCCCAGGUCGAUGGACUGAAUGAGAGCAUUGAACCACGUAAGAUAUUUCCACACUCUCUUUCGGUAUUUGUCCCAUUUUAGUGGCCUGGAAAUACCUUUGUUGUAGUUAAGGCUGGUUGUUGUUGUGUGGUGUAUAGGGGAGAGUGGGGUAAGUUGAGCCAAAGGGUAAGUUGAGCCACCCCCUGUUGCUUAGAAAUGGUAAAAGAAAUUGAUCAUGUGACCAAAUAUUUAGGAGAUGGGCAUCGAUUCAUGGAGUCUGUGAAGGUUAGAAGCACAGGUGAAGGGAUUAGACAUUUAUUAAAAAAAACAAAAACAUUUUCCACUCUUAAAAGUGAAUUUAGUCUGUCAUAAGUUUUAUUAGAAUUGUGUUCAGACCAAAAAAGAUCAUUUUAAAUUUGUUUUUCUACAUCAAUUUCAUCAUGUUUUACUGAAUCAUCUAUGUCCCCCUGUUUUUAAUCUGUUCCUGUGUCUUGUUUUAUUGUUUCAUGUUAAUAGUCUGGUUCUUUUUAUUUUGUUUUUAAUUUUACUGUACAGCACUUUAGUCAGCACUUUGUUGUUUUUAAAUGUGCUAUAUAAAUAAACCUGGAUUGGAUUGAUUUGAUCAACUGUGGUAUCUAUGAGGUCAAAAACCUAACAUAAAAGUCCACCAUUUUAGCGUAGAGGACUAAUAAAGUCAUAAUUGUAGUUCUGGGGUAAGUUGAUCCAGUGGCUCAUCUGAGAAAGUAAAGGAGUCUGAUGAGAGGAUCAGAGUUUCAGUUCAGAUUGUUGAAAUGUGUUACUUUUUCUUUUCAAAAAUACAGCUGUGAAUGUUCUGAAUCACUUGAAGACAUUCUCAUGUUAAAAUGGCUUUUUACAAAACAGCUUUUUAGCAGUUAUAUGCAAUAAUAAUAAAAAGAAUUAUUGUACCAGUUGAAUAGUGUAUAAUAGAUAAAAAUACACAUGAAUGUGAAGAAGUGACUGUUAUUUAGGGAGAGAGAAGGUGAGAGAGGGCUGGGGUGGAGAGUGGGGGUAGCAGGAACACGGCUCAACUUACCCUGCUCCUAUGGUCAACUUACCCCAUACACGGGGUAAGUUGACCAUAGGAGACCACUUUUUUUGGCAUGCUGUAUUAUCAAGACAGUUAUGUUUACACUCAUUCUGUUGGUUUGCAGGGAUGCACAACAUUUUGAAAUAUAUGCAGAUAGACUAGUUAGACAAAACUAUGUUUGUCUUGAUGUAGUGAUCCAAAAUAUCUCAUCUCACCCCAUUAUCUUACAUCUUACCCCACUCUCCCCGACUCAUCACAAAAUGUCUUGCCCUGUAACCAGACUCAGACUGUAACCAGCAUAGAGCCCAUUCUUGAACAGAACAAAGGGACCGAACUAUAGACAUGAUGCAGCCCGUAGUACAAAAAUUUGGCUAAAUUUGCAAUUAGUGUGCAAAACAAAGUCCACCCAAAUAGCCUUGAUCACUUCAAGCACUUGUGGAGGACAGAAGAAUAUAGUUUGUUGAGAGCACUGACAUGAACUCCUCCCAUCCUCUCUUUUCUUCUAAUUUAGAGUUCCUCCUGAUGGCUAGAAACUUUGAGGACUGCCGUAAGAAGUGGCUGCGAACAGAUGAGGAGCUUGUGUCCUGUAAGGAGGUGCUCGCUAAAGCAGAGACUGAGAAGGGCUCCCUGGAGGUCAAACUUAAGCAUGCUCGCAAUCAGGUGGAUGUGGAGAUCCGUCGAAGGCAGAAAGCUGAGGCUGUCUAUGAGAAGCUGGUUGGUGCAAUGCUGCUUUAUAAAUCUUUUAUAUUAACAGAAGUUUCUGGGAUACGUACCAAAGUAGAAAAAGAGGAAGGUUCGUUAUGGAUCAUUAUUUCAUGAACUUUUCUGCAUCUGUCUAUGUUUAUGCUCAAACAGGAACGCCAACUACAGCUGAUCCGGGAACUGCUGAUAUCAGAAAACAAUGGCAGUGUCCACCUGAGUGAGGAGCAGCGCUCUGCACUGGCCUUCCUCAGUGCUCACUCCCAGGCUGCACAAGCUGCUAGAGGCAACCUCAACACAAGUCGAAGGUCAGACCCUCCUCAUGUGUAUCGUAAUGAAAGAGGUGCAAUUAACUCUUUUUUUUGUCCACAGUCCAGGCCCGUAUCCUAUCUUAAGUGGUUGUUCUGGAGAGUUUAGCACUGUCUGGACUUAUUUAACUAUCUUUUUCUUACCUGUUUACAGGGACAGCAUACAAACCAGUAUACUUUAUUAAAAAGAAUUUGAUAUAGGACAUUUUAAUUCUUAUAAUAAAGUUUGUUUUAUUCCAUUUAUUGAAGACCUCAAACCAAUUUUACAGGUUAACCACCAUUGAUGAAUCAGCUUCUUUGAUUUCUGAUAUCAGCUAUGACCAAACAGACGACUCUCUGGUAGGUUGACCCAUUGAAAAGUAAGCAGAGGAUUGUUGAGACCCGGUGUUUUAAGCGCUUCUGUUUAACUGUUCACUUUUUCUUUAGGACUGGGACUCCUCUGUGAUGAAGACUGUGAGGCUGAGGAAACGUCAGAAACGAGUGAGUCCACGAAUGACUAAUGCAUCACGAUUAAGCGAUUUAAAAAAUAUAUUUACUAUACUAAUCAGUUUGAGUGAUGUGUUUCUGUACGCAACUCUGGUAAAGUUCUCAGCAGCCAAUCCAUAAAGUAGUGUUUAUAAAAGUUAAAAUACACUUUGAUCCACAGCGUUCCUCCAGAAAACUCCAGGAUGUUCCUCCACAGGCUGUGAAGAAACCUCGCUCCACUGGACGCACAUCAGAAAGGGUAAUACUGACCUCUACUGAUGAGUUAGCUGUAUAACACCAUCAGCUUUUUGUGAUAAAAUUCCUUCAUCAAAACAGGGAUACCAACUGACUAGACCUUUAAAAGCAGCUCAAACUGUCACUGGUUUUGUUGAUUAUCUACAUUUUUUUCACUUGACCCAGAUGAAUGAGUCUAUAGUGGCUAAAACCACUAUAACUAUGCCUGUGAAUGGUGGGGCUGUUGAGGCUGUCUCCACCAUCGAAACUGUGCCUUACUGGACACGCAGCAGAAGGAGCGGUGAGAAUGCCAAACACUUCCUUUUUCAUCCUCUUACCACAAAAAUACAAUUUUAGUUUUGUAAUUUUACCAUCAUGCACUUGUGUCUACAGCCGCUUUAGCAUGGGCGGAUACAACCACUACUGAUCAAUCAGAGACAGCCAGUGAGGCUCCCUGCACACCAGUCUCUGAGUUCCCAGCCAAAUUUCAAACCCCCAAAACUAAUGGAGGAGGAAAGAAACACCAGUUCAUCGCCAAAACAGUAAGACAGCACGCUCUGUGGUGACAUUUAAGUGUUUUGAAAUUGGACUUGGGUGCUUCUUUUUGAAGUGUUGAGGUGCUGAGGUGUCUACUUUUUUUCGGGAACUUCAUCCCAAAGGUGAUAAAGUCUGAGUUCUGUGGACCUUGUGGAAGACGAACAAAGUUUGGAAAGAUGGUCCUCCGCUGCCAGAAUUGUAGGGUUGUGACCCACCCGGAGUGUCGUGACCGUUGUCCCCUGCCUUGUAACCCCACAGCUGUUAGCACUCCCAUCAGGAACGCAGAGGUAUGUGUCUCCCAUUGUUUAGUGUUUUAUUUUAACUUCUAAGUUGUGUAUUUUCCCUGUCACCUGAAUUAACAUCGAUCAAUUUUAUUUGCAGAGCACGUUGGCUGACUUUGCUCCUGUCACUUCACCAAAAAUCCCGCCUCUGGUUAUCUACUGUAUUAAAGAAAUCGAACACAGAGGUCUACAUGAGGUAAAUCAACCUUAAUUCAAGCCCUUUGUUUAUUUGUCACCCUUAUGCUUUGCCUCGAUCCAUUUUCCCAUGACCCUUUGCUGCAGAUAAUUUCUCUCUAAUUAGUUAUCUCUUUCAGCGGUACGGUAUCACAGGCAGCCAGACAAUAAAGGCUGGUUUCUUUUAUCUCCUCCUCACCCAGGUUGGCUUGUACAGAGUCUCUGGCCAUGAGCGCUUGGUGAAGGAGCUGAAGGAGAAGCUGAUUAGAGGAAAGACCCUGCCUGCUCUCAGCAAAGUAGAGGAUAUCAAUGUCAUUACAGGUGUCCUCAAAGACUUCCUCAGAAAGCUUCCAGAGCCGCUGCUCACCUUCAGCCUCAACAAAGCCUUCAUGGAGGCAGCGGGUAAGUUUGUGAGAUGUAUAAAAUCGCACAAGAAGGAGUGAUGCAUGUGCCGUAGUUUUUAUGUAAAUGCAUUCUUUUGAGAACAAGUAUUUUAAAGUUAGGGAAAUGCUGGUGGAGGGAACAGACAAACAGUAUUCAUAAUACAAAACUGUAUUUUUGCAGAAAUCCAGGAUGAAGACAAUAGUCUUGCCAUGCUGUAUCACACCAUCAGUGAGCUGCCUCAACCUAACCGAGACACCAUGGCCUGCCUGAUGAUCCAUCUACAAAAGUAAUCUUCUUGUGUUUCAGCAGGGCUAAGACAUGUUUUCUCUUUGACUUUCCAGUCAUUAGACAUGUUUGUGUAAUACACAAGUUGGAAACAUUUUUCGAGAAAACAGAGAGCAUCCUCGUUUAAUUUCUGAAUCAUGGAUGAACUUCAUGCUAGUCUAGAGUGUAUUGAAAUCUUACCAUCCUCCCCUUUUCCAGAGUCUCUCGGUGUGUAGACACUAAGAUGGAUGUGAAGAACCUGGCCAGAGUGUUUGGGCCUACUCUUGUGGGACACGCUGUUCCAGAUCCAGAUCCUAUGACCAUCCUGCAUGACACAAACAGACAACCAAGGGUAAACUAUUGAGAAUGAAGAAUAACUCUGACCGUAAAAAUCACUUUAUUGGUCAUCUAAUGUUUAGAAACAGCCUGUUGCAUUAACAUGAGAAUCCGUAUGUGCUCACCUGUACUUUAAGAUCAGUGCAUCAAUUCUCAAGUUUUUAGUUCCCUUACUUCUUUGAUUUUAAGAAUAAAAGCAGGAUCGAUUUGAUAUGUCUCUAGGUUAUUGAGCGCCUGCUCAGUAUUCCAGCAAGCUACUGGAGCCAGUUUGCUUAUCCAGAUAAUGCAGGCAUGGACAACGCUCACCGUACUGAAACUCCAGACCACAGAGGUGAGACACUGAUAAGAAAUUACAGUUACUCAAAAUAAAUGGCAGGAGUACAAAAUUAUGCUCAAAUACGUUAUUAAGAAAACAGCAUCUUUAGUGUACAAAUGUCAAAACUGCACUGUGGGAAACUUCUAAUGUAUUGAUUGAUAUUUGAUUUGUAGUGAGCAUGUUGGGACCAGUGACCACUCCAGAGCACCAGAUGAUGUCCAAAACACCGUCCUCCAGCUCUCUCUCUCAGCGCAUGAUGCAGACUCUGUCCAGCACCACCUUGUAAGCUCACUCACACUCAUACACCCUAUUGAUGUCAGGAUCUUCAAAUACCAUUUGAAACACCAUGAACAUACCAAAUAUCAUGAACAUUUUUUCAAAAAAAGUAGACAGAAGAACUUAUGCUCAGUAAAAUAUUGCCACAAGGGACCUUAAAGUUUCUGUCCAGUCAUCUGUAAUUAUUAUAGAUCGUCAAAAUACAAGAUAGAUAAUUGGUAAAACCAAUAUCAUGAAUAUUCCCUUUAACCUAUGCACAUUUCAAUCUAAUAUUCAUGGUUAUCUUAGCUGCUAAACUGUUUUAUGUUUUUUUUUUAUUUAUGAAAUAGAGAAAUACAUUAAGUAAUGCUAUAGAUCUCAAAAUAAGAGGCCAUAUUUAACAGCAUUUAUGAAUGUACAUUUAACCCCACCAAGUGACUGUUAUUUAGGAUGGGAGAAUAUGGGAUAAUUUCUCAAUUGUCAAUGACCAGCCAGAUCAGUCAGCCAAAUUAAAAUGAUUCUGAGCAUCUUCAUAGUUGUCAUGACUAUUUAGUUUACCAGUUACCCUUACUUAGCUGAAACCUCUACUGUUUGCCCACUGACCCUCUUCCCUUGUCCACCUUUAGAUUUGGGAGCAAGAGCAGAGCCACUGCCGCUUGUAACCGCCAGGGCCAAUUCUUCGCUUCUCCACAGCUGAAGUAACGGUAAAGGAAGGUUAUGAAGGUUACUUUGGUUACUGCACCUCUGGGUCACUAACUGCAAUAAAAGCAUAUAUAUUUAGAUAAUCAUGUGAAACUAAAACUACUGUGCAAUUAUAGUGUGUAACAGUUUAAUUACUGAGUUUAAGUGUUUUAUGCAAAAGUGUUCUAACCAGUUUUUUUAAGUGCUAUUUUUUUAAUGAUUUUGAUUCUUUGAUAAUUAAUGAUUUAUUAAUGACCAAAACCGCUGCAACAUCUCUGUGAUUGUAUGAAGUCUGAAGGUUUUAAUGACCAAAUAACCACCUUAAUGCUCAGAGGGGAUAAAUUUCACGCUCUAAUCUAAUGUUAAAAAAACUAUGCAUUCCCCAGUGAUAGAUCUAUAAACCUGUGGUUUUAACUGCAGUGUCUGUAGUGUCUGAGCACAUGUGAAAUACUCCGAUGCAACAGGGAAAGAUGACACAUAUCAUUUUUGACCAGCCAGUGUCUCUCUUUGUCUUUUAGCUGUAGUCGCCUUGUCAUGAAACUAACAACUUAUUUUUCUUGUUAGGGUUUAACAUUUUUCUUUUUUUAUGUGGAUUGCAUGCUGUGACAAUAUAAAAAUCAUGAUGAUAUAUUGUUUAACAAUACUGUUAUGUUACUCAAAAAAAGUUAUGACACUGAAUGGGAAUGAUGUUGCAUUUUGCACUGUAUCUAUGUGACAACCUGAGGAAAAGUGUUUUCUACCUGGGAGUUCUCACCACUAGAGGUCGCUGUUGCACCACUUUUGAAAAGCAAGCCAUAAAUAAUGAUGAGUGUCUACUGUAAAUUAUGCACACUAACAGUCAGUAUUACUGACAGAAAUUGUUUUAUAUUAUGUAACCAGUGAAAAUAUUGUGAUUCUCUAAUAAGCCAAAGAUUCAAUAUAACAUCUCUUUAAAAAACAAUUGGAGUUUCUUUGAUGUGUAAAUAUGAAGAGAUUUGGAUGCACACUCAUGGUUUUACGUUUUUGCAUCGGCACAAAUUUACUUGUACAGUUGCAUCAUAAAUAUGCGAAACAAAUUCUGCUGUUUCUGGAACGGUUUUCUUGUCUCAGUUGUUCUUAUGCUGUCACUCCUUAUUAGCUCCAGAUUCUAGCAAGAUGACAUUACUGGUCCAAGUGUUCGCUAUUUAACAGAGAGAGGUUCAUUUUAAUGAAUUCAUUUCUCACAAAACCAAAUAUAGUCAACUUUGCUGCCACUGAUGAAUAUUUACACUCUGAUAGUGUUGUACUCCAGUUUGACUGUUUUUGAUUCAUUCUUUGAGUUUAUUCAUUGUACUGUAGUUGCUUUCACCCAGUAUUUUGUGAAUGAAAUGUUAAAACUCGGUUCUUUGUCUAAGCUCAAAUACAAUGGUAAAGGUUCAUGAGUGAGCUGAAAAUAAACAUCAGAAGAGUG
Molecule: messenger RNA, 8051 nt
Organism: Xyrichtys novacula (pearly razorfish)
Lineage: Eukaryota; Metazoa; Chordata; Actinopteri; Labriformes; Labridae
Source: the annotation of a GenBank genome assembly